GGGGCGGCGGCGCUGCGGCAGCGCUGUACCGGGAGCACCGGGAGCCCCGAGAGCGCCGGGACGGCCCCGGGAGCGGCGGCGGCGGCGGCGGCGGCGGUGCGGGGCAUGGCGGGGCUGGGGGGGCUGCGGGCGGGCGGCGGCGGCUGCGUCCCGGCCACCAAGGUGGAGCUGACGGUGUCCUGCAGGCAGCUCCUGGACAAGGACACCUUCUCCAAAUCUGACCCAUGUGAUGUGUGUCCUCUACACCCAGGGACCGGACACCAAGCAGUGGCGGGAGUUUGGCCGCACUGAGGUCAUCGACAACUCCUUGAACCCCGACUUCGUGCGCAAGUUUGUGCUCAAUUACUUCUUCGAGGAGAAGCAGAAUCUGCGCUUCGACCUGUACGAUGUGGACUCCAAAAGUCCCGACCUCUCCAAGCACGACUUCCUGGGCCAGGCCUUCUGCACGCUGGGUGAAAUCGUGGGCUCGUCCGGCAGCCGCCUGGAGAAGCCGCUGACGAUGGGGACGGUUACCGCGCACCCCCGCAGCAGGAAGCCGGCACCAGCCAUGUCCAAUGGGGGCAUCCCGGGCAAGAAGUGUGGCACCAUCAUCCUCUUGGCUGAGGAGCUGGGAAACUGCAGGGACGUGGCCACGCUGCAGUUCUGUGCCAACAAACUGGACAAGAAGGAUUUCUUUGGCAAAUCCGACCCCUUCAUGGUCUUCUACCGCAGCAAUGAGGACGGGACCUUCACCAUCUGCCACAAGACGGAGGUGAUGAGGAACACGCUGAACCCCGUCUGGCCGGCCUUCGCCAUCCCGGUGCGCGCCCUCUGCAACGGCGACUACGACCGAGCCAUCAAGGUGGAGGUGUACGACUGGGAUCGUGAUGGCAGCCACGACUUCAUCGGUGAGUUCACCACCAGCUACCGGGAGCUGGCGCGGGGGCAGAGCCAGUUCAACGUCUACGAGGUGGUGAACCCCCGGAAGAAGAUGAAGAAGAAGAAGUACCUGAACUCGGGGACGGUGACACUGCUGUCCUUCGCCGUGGAGUCCGACCACACAUUCCUGGACUACAUCCGGGGCGGGACCCAAAUCAACUUCACGGUGGCCAUCGACUUCACUGCAUCCAACGGCAACCCCUCGCAGUCCACCUCCCUGCACUACCUGAGCCCCUACCAGCUCAACGCCUACACCAUGGCGCUGAGGGCGGUGGGGGAGAUCAUCCAGGACUACGACAGCGAUAAGAUGUUCCCCGCGCUCGGCUUCGGCGCCAAGAUCCCACCCGAUGGGCGCGUGUCCCACGAGUUCCCACUGAAUGGUGACGCGGCCAACCCAUCGUGCAGUGGCAUUGAGGGCAUCCUGGAGGCUUACCACCGCAGCCUGCGCAGCGUUCAGCUCUAUGGCCCCACCAACUUCGCCCCUGUGGUCAACCAUGUGGCCCGCUCAGCAGCGGCUGUGCCGGAUGGAUCGCAGUACUUCGUGCUGCUCAUCAUCACCGAUGGGGUCAUCUCGGACAUGGCACAGACCAAGGAGGCCAUCGUCAAUGCAGCCAAGCUCCCCAUGUCCAUCAUCAUUGUGGGGGUCGGCCAGGCUGAGUUUGACGCCAUGGUGGAAUUGGACGGGGAUGACAUCCGCAUCUCCUCCCGUGGGAAGGUGGCUGAGAGGGACAUUGUGCAGUUUGUCCCCUUCCGCGACUACACGGACCGGGGGGGCAGCCAGGUGCUGAGCAUGGCACGCCUGGCCAAGGACGUGCUGGCUGAGAUCCCCGAGCAGUUCAUCUCCUACAUGAAGGCUCACGGCAUCAAACCACAGCCUGCACCCCCCAGCCCCGACCCCCCCGGGCCCCCCCCACCCUCCCAGCCCUGACCCCAUGUCCACCCCCCCCCCCACCCCCAAACCCCCGGGUGACACCUGGGGACACACAGGUACCGACCUCUGCCCUGAGGUCACGGGUAAAUCUCAGCCACUCACUGCCAGCCCCCCCCCCCCCCAAUGGAAAUUGGGAUUUUUGGGGGUCCCAGGAUGGGUGGGGGGGGGGCAUUUCCCACCCGCUGUGUUAUCCUGGCCCCAGGACCCCGCAUGUCUCUCCUCCAUCCCCUGGCUGUGCUGUCCCUUCGCAGCAAGGAGUGGGGGGGGGGGCCAAGGGGGGGUCCUGGGUGUCCCCCCCCCCCCCAAGUUAUUUUUCUACGUGCAUGGAUGUGUUGUGUGCCCACGGUGCGUUGCCUUAAUCUGCAAUAAACGAUGGAAUUUUUAAUCACCCCCCCCCCCCCCAAACCCCCUUCCCCAUUGGGUGCCCCCCCCCCCCCCCCCCACACACAGCUGCUCACACAGGGUCCAUUUCGCCUUUAUUAUUUCUAAGAACCCAAAAUAUUGCAAAUAUACAGAAAAAUGCCGGUAUAAAGUUAUCACACGUCCGGGUUUAUUUACAGAGCUCUACAUGGCCCCCCCCCACACCCCCCCCCCCAACCCUGCCACCACCCAGCUCUGAGUUGGGGGGGGGGAGGGGGGGGGCAGGGGGGUUAUGGCAUCUCCCUAUGGGGGGGGCAUGCACCGGCCCCACUGCGGCGCUGCAGAAGCGCAUGCAAGCAGCCCCCCCUGCACACACCCCUAUACUGUGGGGUGGGGGGGGGGGGG
Messenger RNA from Gallus gallus (chicken), 2614 nucleotides. RefSeq names its product copine-5-like. Bases 230 to 1846 code for a protein of 538 amino acids. NCBI's taxonomy places the organism in Eukaryota, Metazoa, Chordata, Aves, Galliformes, Phasianidae. Gene Ontology annotation, molecular function: calcium-dependent phospholipid binding. The transcript is spliced from 21 exons. Gene Ontology annotation, cellular component: plasma membrane. Gene Ontology annotation, biological process: cellular response to calcium ion. The record is from RefSeq and is a predicted model, not a curated record.